This is a messenger RNA of Verruconis gallopava, 4215 nucleotides long. RefSeq lists its product as hypothetical. The record is from RefSeq and is a predicted model, not a curated record. The transcript has 4 exons. Gene Ontology annotation, molecular function: histone acetyltransferase activity. Gene Ontology annotation, biological process: regulation of DNA-templated transcription. The coding region runs from base 1213 to 3699 and encodes 828 amino acids. Lineage: Eukaryota; Fungi; Ascomycota; Dothideomycetes; Venturiales; Sympoventuriaceae.
GCAAAGCCGCGAGACACAAUCUAAAUCGCUUGCAGGCGUCGGACGCAAGCCUUCAGUCAUCUGCAUGAUCUAACAUACGAGAUACAUUACAGCCAAGGCACCUUUGGGAGCUUGUUCGCGUCGAGCCUGUCUCCCGACUCCGACACGACAGCGUCACCAAGUCCGCAACAUCAGGUACGCCAUCUCGAACGCGUCAAAACAGUGAUCGCGAUCAGUGAUUUGAAUUAUUGGAAACGAUAAACACGAGCUAUAGCGUCUGCUGACGCCGAAAGUGAACCUCACGCCAACGAAGCCUUGUACCUCGAACACGCGACGACGAGGCGGGAGGAUUACAUUGAUGAACCAGACACGGCCGCGAGCAGCGGCCCUGACAAUCUUUAAAAGAGGCUGAACGAGUGGCAUCACACAAGCGCACACACGCUGGAUUACUUCGCGUCCAAACUGGCGGCCGUAGCGUCCUAUGCCAUGGGCUCCAGCCCUGGCGCCAACAUCAUGACUGGUCACCAGCACCAGCAUCAUGUUCCCGCUUUUGACGCCAGCAGUGAUGCUGACGCCGAAGGCGAGUAUGAUGACGAAGUGGACUUGCAACGGGCUAUGGCCGCUGCUGGAAGGAGCACGCAAACACCAGCGGAACCGGAAGGUUCUGACGCAGAUGCAGAGGGCUCUGAGGAUGAGGCCAUACCGACAUUAGGCAUGAGAUUUGCAGCGUCCCGCAAGAUUGAAGAGUUAGAAGAAUCAGAGGUGGAGAAAGAGCCGGAUGCACCCAUGGAAAGCGAAUCUGAGGCCCGUGACAAUGGCGAAAGCGAGGAUGAUGCACCAGAAGCAAGUUCCGAAAGUGAACCUGAGAACGAGUGGGAGGGCGGAAGCGACACUGCGGAGGAGAACGAGGCUGAAACAGGCGAGCGCAACAACUGCAUUUUCUGCGGACAGGAUGAAGACAACGAUCCAAAUCCAGAAUUCGAAGAAUGUUUAUCGUGCAUAGCUUGUGGUGGCAAUGGUAAGUUUUGUAGAUGUGUAGAAAAGGAAGGAUCACGAAUUUAUGGUUUUCUGCGAGGGUGAACAUGCUGAUCACGUUACUGGACAGCUCAUCGGCAAUGCGCGCGCGACGCUAACUACCUGGGUUCCGAUUCUGAAGCCGAAAAGUGGCUCUGCAAGAAUUGUGUUGAUAAUGGACGGGCAGCGGACGCAAACAAAGACAGCGCGGACAACCGCAUGCAGGCCAUUGCCCCAAAAGUUCUAAAAGACCUCUUUCCUGGGGGCCGUGGUGUGAGACCAAAUUCGCAUUCUGUAUUUAAAAAGUUGAUUCUGGAUGACGAUCCGAUGGAUGGCUCCCGCUCGCUGCGCAAAAGAAAGUCGACCGAGGAAGUCGAAGUGCGGCCCAUGCGCAAGAGGAGACGGCCGUCUGAAGCGGCAUCUGCGUCUGCUAGACAGGACCGUUCCAUGUCUGCGGUGAGCCACCCAUCCCCGACGGCAGUGCGUGCCAUGAGUGAGGGGCCCGUGUUGAACGGACACGACGGGGCUUUGGACGAUGGAGACGAAGAAUCAGUGCGUAGAUCAGCACGCUCACGCCGUCCACGGAAGGCCGACAAAGCACUUUGCAGCAUAGUGAGCAAUGAGGGCAUCAGCCUCAUUGUGUCUUUCAAUCUCAACCGCAUGAAGAUGCAAAAAAUUCUCUCCACGCGCCCCCGCAAGAAUCGACAGCGCGAGAAGGAACGUCGCAAAAAGAUUCCUCCGCCGCUUUUACCAGAGCAGGAGAUCUCUCAUUAUCCGGGUAUAGACCCAGGGUUUACGAGACAGCUGUAUGCGGCGGCUGAGCGCGAACAGGAGGAUGACGAAAAGAAAAACAAAAAACCCUAUGGCGGUAUCCUCACGGAGGCGGAAGCAAAUACCGAGAAAACUUUUCCGCAGGAGGUGGACAGGAAACGCUUCGAGGAAGCUCGUCUGAAGGCCGAGGAGGACUGGAAGAAGCUCCAGGCUGAGAUCAACGCAAACCUGGAAGCCUCGCGACCGCAACAGAAAUCGUCGGGCCAGCCGAGCAAGAUCAAGUGCAUAAACUUCGGGGGCUACGAAAUUGACACGUGGAAUGCCGCGCCGUAUCCUGAAGAGUACAGCAGGAAUCGAUUGCUUUAUAUUUGCGAGUUCUGCCUCAAGUAUAUGAACUCUGAUUUUGUAGCGUGGAGGCACAAGCUCAAAUGUCCGCAAAAGCAUCCCCCUGGGGACGAGAUUUACCGAGACGGCAAGUACUCCUUCUUCGAGGUCGACGGUCGCAAAAAUCCAGUCUACUGCCAGAAUCUAUGCUUAAUGGCUAAAUUGUUUCUCGGCUCGAAGACUCUGUACUACGACGUCGAGCCUUUCCUCUUCUACAUCAUGACCGAAAACGACGAGUUCGGCUGCCACUUUGUCGGAUACUUCUCAAAGGAGAAGCGGCCCUCCAGCAUGAACAACGUCUCAUGCAUAUUGGUUAUGCCUAUUUACCAGCGGCGGGGUUUCGGCCACAUGCUCAUUGACUUCUCGUACCUGCUUACCAAACGCGAGAAGAAGAUGGGAAGUCCGGAAAAGCCGCUUUCAGACAUGGGUCUUGUGUCAUAUCGGGGCUAUUGGAGACUUACGCUGAGCGAGCUGCUGAGAUCGCACACCGGUCCGAUCAGCAUUAGCCAGAUAUCGGAACGCACAGGCAUGACGCCAGACGACAUCGUGUCUGCAUUGGAAGGACUCCGAGCGCUCGUUCGGGAUCCGGUCACGAAAACAUAUGCGCUGAGAGUCGACCAUGCCUACUGCAACGAGUACGUUGAGAAACACGCCAAGAAGAAUUACCCGAAGAUCAACCCUGAGGCCUUGAUCUGGACACCGUACGUCAUGAAUAGGGGACUCACUCAGCACUACGAGGAUGGUCCUGCUUUGCAUACUGUUGCGCCGCGGGAAGAGGAAGAGGAAGGUGAUGAUGAUAACGUAGCCAAGACAGUGGAUGAAAACGCGCCUCCCAUAAAAGACGAGGAGGAGGGAAAGACUACGGGCGUCACGCUCACGAAUGAGGUGAGCCCAAGAGCAUCACAUUCGCCGUCCAAAGCAGCUACGCCACGUGCAGGCAACGGCUCUUGGAAUAAUGGCUCGAUCAGUACGACGAACAUUCCACCAUCACGCUACGAGAUCUUUCCUCCGAUUCCUGGCCUUAACGGCAGGAGGAGACCGGGUCGACCAUUUGGCAGCAGAACGAGGACUAGAAUCCAGUACGUGCCAUCCGCGUCGCCAACUCGACGUGAGAUGCAGAGGAAUUCACUCGCCAGCGGCAGUCCAUCCUGGGGUCUUCGCAGGAUGAGAAGCAUGCUGGGGGAGGAACUCACGAAUGGAGUCGACGAAAGUGGUCAAGACCGCGAAGAGGAUGAGAAGGAGCCGACAAAUGCGGAUGCAGAUGCAGAGGAGGACGAAGAUCACGAGAUGAUGGAUGCAGACGAUGCCGAGGACGACGAGGACGCCGCUGCGGAUGCAGAAGCUGACGAGGAUGAGCAGGACCUGGACGCAGAUGUUGAACCGGAAGAUACAGAAGGCGAUGAGGAUGAAGAUGUCGAGGAAAGCGACGAAGACGAAGAUGCCGAGGGCAGCAUCGACGAGGACGCGAACUACGAGGAGGACGCCGAUGGGUCUGUGGCCGAACCGGAGCUAGACGAUUCGGACGAGGACGCCUCGGGGGAAGAGGACUGAUUGAUUCGAUACCCUUCAUUUCCUGUUCUGAUCUCAUUUUCGAGGCAUGAAUUGAUGCGAUCGAGCUUUUGACAGCCAAGCUCCUUCGGCGUCGUUAACGUGCGACUCGGAUGCAUUUCCAGUCGCUCUGCAUUGCAGAAAGCCACCGUUUCGUUCUAAAAACUCGCUUCGUGGCAGUUGCUGCAGAUGCUAUUGGAAGCUUGGCAAAUGGGCAUGCAGCAGCCCCAAAAGGGGGCGAGCAAAGAUCGUUUCUUGGUCGGCGAAAGAGCAUCUGGAACUUUUACUCGGACGUCUCGGGUGUUGGUAGCGAAUUUUGCGCUGUCCGAGCAGGCGCGCUUUGGGGGUUGGUGCUUCGAUUUUGAGUUGUCCCAACUUUUGGACUUUGGGCGCUUGCAGAAUGAAGCAGAAGCUUGCAUUCCACCGCGACGGAGUGCAAAUCAGGUACGUGUAUCGCAGAAAGGCAGACGGAGACAAAGAGCGUAUUUUUCUUCUUACACAAUCCAUGAUUCAAACCUG